ACAAGCGAGGAUAGGUCGAGCAGUACAUGGUCAGUCCAUGAUUUAAAAGAAAAAAAAGGAAACACAAGGAUAUGUGGAUUUAAACGUUGUUUUUGUAGCUUUUACGCCGGCUUAGUUACUUACUGUUUGCUACAUAGGUUUUCAUUUUGGCGUGCUGACUGUGUCGCCGUUUGCCCAUUCUCACUGGAGUGAACAUUAAGGGGGACUCCAUGAAAGAUGACAGAGGAGGUGAUUGUUGUAGCCAAGUGGGACUACACGGCCCAGCAAGACCAGGAACUUGACAUCCGUAAAAAUGAGCGUCUCUUCCUCCUAGACGACUCAAAGACCUGGUGGCGCGUUCGCAACGCCGCCAACCAAACGGGGUAUGUGCCAUCGAACUACGUCGAACGCAAGAACAGCCUGAAGAAAGGUUCGCUGGUGAAGAACAUCAAAGACACACUGGGUUUGGGAAAAACUAAGAGGAAGACAAGCGCCCGUGAUGCUUCGCCGACGCCAAGCUCAGACACAGAGUACCCCUCCAAUGGCAGCGGGGGUGGAGGGGUAGGAGGAGGAGCUGCCGAGAGAAUCUAUGACCUCAACAUCCCCGCUGUGGUCAAGUUUGCCUACAUGCCAGAGAGGGAAGACGAGCUGUCCCUGGUCAAGGGCUCCAUGGUCAUCGUGAUGGAGAAGUGUAGUGACGGCUGGUGGCGGGGCAGCCAGGCGGGACGCGUGGGCUGGUUUCCCUCCAAUUAUGUCCAGGAGGAGCUCGGAGGAGCAGAUGACAGAGGAGAGGGAGAUUCCUCACGAGGCUACCAUGGAGGAUCUCAAGGGACUUUGUUGGCCAAUGGGCGUGCAGGCGGCCGCGGUGGAGUGCUCCACCUGGUUCAAACGCUCUACCCCUUCAGCUCUGUAACAGAGGAGGAGCUGAACUUUGAGAAGGGAGAGGUCAUGGAGGUGGUGGAGAAGCCUGAGAACGACCCAGAGUGGUGGAGGUGUAAGAACUCACGUGGCAUGGUGGGCCUGGUACCUAAAAACUAUGUGAUGGUGCUGGACGAGCGGCCCGGCCUGCCCCCCUCUACGUCGAGCUCCCCACAGAACCGCUUCGUGGCACCGGCACGCUCAGGGAAGUUCGCUGGGAGGGACUGGUACUACGGCAACAUCACGAGACACCAGGCCGAGUGUAUACUCAACGAGAGGGGAGAAGAGGGAGACUUCCUCAUACGAGACAGCGAGUCAUCGCCCAGUGAUUUCUCUGUGUCUCUGAAGGCAGUGGGUAAGAAUAAGCACUUUAAAGUGCAGCUGUCAGAGGGAGUGUACUGUAUCGGCCAGCGCAGGUUCAACUCCAUGGAUGAACUAGUGGAGCACUACAAGAAAGCCCCCAUCUUUACCAGCGAACAUGGAGAGAAGCUGUACCUGGUCAAAGCGCUGCUGUGAUUCACACAUCCUCACACCUACACUGGAUCGCACACACACACACAAACACACACUCUCUCAUACACACUAUACACACAUAAUACUAACGCCACUCCCUAACUGUCUUAACUCAAGCCUUAGCUCUGAACCCUCUCGCUGUGGCGUCUGUACCAAGUCCAGAUCGUCAGUCACUCCUCUAGGUUUCAUCGGUCACCCUCUAGUGGUGACCAGGUGAAACUCUUUCCAGCUCUACAGCUGAGCAGUUAACCCCAGGACUGCACUAGGAGAACGCUUACCCAGCCACAUCCUUCAUGUGCAGCACAGUGCAUAAAAAGCCUCUCUAUUCUGGAUGUGCUGACAUGCAGCGACAACAUCUGCUGCAAACAGAACGCCUGAGGCCUUGUUGUGGGUUGAGCUCUCCUUCUGAUGUCAUACAUAAUGUCCAUAUACUACCACGCACAUUGUAGGUUACACCAUUGCUCUUAAUCCACACAGAAACAGUUCAAAGAGGACUCGAACCUCUGAGGGACCUUACUCUGGUGUUGUCCUGUCAUAUUGCUGGCCAUUGUUUUAUUUUGCUCAUUUGUUGUUGUUUUAAAAUGCUUGUUCCUGAGUCGACUUUUUGUUAAAUCUAAUUUAAAUUCCUCUUUGGAGGUUCGAAUCAUUGCUCUUUCAUACAGUGACUUCACAAAGUGACCAGAAUCACUCUUGCCUUUUUCUCCUAAUUUUCGCCAUUCCUCUACACGACUUCUCUCCCCAUUUGAAUCUAUGUCUUUUGUUUCUUUUUCAGAUUAAUCCUUGUUUCCAUCUCCACAGUCCCAGUCAUUAUUAGUUAUCUUAUUGAGAAUCUGGAUACAAUACUUCCUGUAGUACUUCUACCAAGGCAGUGGAGGGAGUGUUAAUGCAAUAGGGGGGAACUCUGAAUUCCUGUAGAGUUUGAAUGUUUAUCAAUGUAACCAAAUGUGCCACCCUGUACCCAUAAUACUGGCUCCAGGUCUGCACUGCACUCACCAUACUUGGCAUUCAUUCAUAGCUCUAUGCUCAUGCUUUAUAUUGUGUCACAUUGAACAUGUUCUUCAGUAUGUGUCUGUAGGUACACAAGAAUACUGAAGAAGAAUAAGAAGAAUAAUAAAAAAAACUUCUUUGGUAACACUUUCCGAGUAAAUACACUUGAUCUCCGCCAGCUCCUGUGAAUGAAUGCAGUUAAAAAAAGUACUUCUCCUAAUGUAGUAUUUGUCAAAGAUAAAUAUAUCUUGUGAUUUCAGAGAAUUUUGCAGGGAAAGUGUCAUUUACACAAAAAGGUAUAUGUGAUUUAGUGAUUUACUAAGACCCCAAAAGUAAACUAAUUAGGAAGGUGUGGCCCUAAGCUCUACAUUUAUCAAUCGCAAAUGAUUUAGAAAUACUUGUUAUUAAACCACGAAACCAGUCCGGCAACAGCUAUUGACUGUUCACUAAACCCCCCUACCAAACAGCUACUGUCCACUUGUAGCUGUGCACAGCGGGUCUGACAAGCUAAGGACGGUAGUAAUAGCUAUACAAGACAUGUAAAGCUAAAGGAUUUAGAGGGAGUGUGUCUUUUUUUUUUACAAGCCUUUCCAAAACCAAGAACCUAAAAAUAAGAAACCCCCUUUUUUUUUGUUCUACUUAUGUCUGAAAUCAAGGACCGAUUAUUUAAGAAAUUGGUAAAAAUUUAAAUUUGCUUUCAAUUUUAAACUGUGCAAGACUGGAACGUUGGACAGUCACAGCAACAGUAACAGAGGCAGGUGGGGCUUAACCAACAGUCAAUUUUUAAUAACAGUCAUCUUUCACUGUCAAGAAACCAAAUAUAUGUCAUCUUUAUUAUAAUGAAAAUAAUUCUAGUCCUACCAAACAUUUUCCUGUUUAUUUUCUUUUGCUAUGUGCAUUUGUUUACCAAUGGAAGUGUUGAUCAUGGGGUCCUCAGCUUUUAUAUGAUAUAUCUGAAUGUUAUUGAGCAUUGUUAUUUAAUUCUUGUCUCCACUGUAUGUAUAUAUUCAAAAUAAGAUGAGGUGCAUAUAUGAAUCGUUAAGAUCCAACUAUGGUACUGUAUCACCGACAACGUGAUGAGAAUUGAAAUACUUUUGUUCAAUAAAAUUUUUUGAAGAAUUCUAAAAUUAGGGUGUGUUGAAAUGUAUGUGGGUAUCAUCUUUGUUAUCCCAGUGGUGAAUUAGAGCUUCAGUCCAUGAAUUCUUGAAGCAAAUCUAUCUUAUCAAUAAGGUAAAACCACAAUCUUUACAUCAUUUAGAUGCAUCACAUUAGAUGC
Molecule: messenger RNA, 3673 nt
Organism: Seriola dumerili (greater amberjack)
Lineage: Eukaryota; Metazoa; Chordata; Actinopteri; Carangiformes; Carangidae
Gene: nck2a
Product: NCK adaptor protein 2
Exons: 4
Coding region: 217-1413 (398 amino acids)
Biological process (GO): negative regulation of PERK-mediated unfolded protein response; positive regulation of endoplasmic reticulum stress-induced intrinsic apoptotic signaling pathway; negative regulation of endoplasmic reticulum stress-induced eIF2 alpha phosphorylation
Molecular function (GO): protein binding
Source: RefSeq, a predicted model, not a curated record